GUUAUACCCAACCCCAAAAACGAGAGACCCAGCCGUGGAAAAGCGAGUGUGUGUUUUUGCAGAGUUGUGUGCAUUGGAAGCUUCUUCUCCCGACCCCCCUGGAGCGCCUUACGAAAGGGAAGAAGUUGUUUGUCAGCUCUUUCGAUGGAGAUCACUGCAAUCCCUCCUGGCUACUGAAGAAGAACAGAAGAAGAACUAGGCUGUGUAGACUCCACCUCUGAUUGGUUACCUCACUUUAGGUUCCUCCUACUGACUCCUCUCUCUUGCUCCCCUUUGCAACUAAACCCCUCCAUAUAGUGUAUACCUGAACGACAGCUGCAGGAGCACUGGACCCCUCCUCCACACACACACAUACACACACACACACGUGCUCCUUCCCUCUCAUUUUCUCAUACACACACACACACACAUGCACACACACACCUAGCUUUUCACCUGGAGAGUGCAGGCAUGUGCAACAGCAGUUGUCUCUCCCCACAUCAUCUGAGUUGACUCCUUCGGGAUUGUUGAGGACAACUCUGAGGAGGGACGUUGGAGUUAUUUGUGGAGGGCACCACUUCCAACACACAGCAUGAUUUUGGGGGGUAUAAAUCGUGCCGGGCCAGCGGUGCCGACAUUCUUGCGCAACCCAACGAUGAUCCAGCCUCACUUGGACAUGAAGCCCUUCUUGCCGUUUCCCAUGGAGACUCCUCCUCCGCACAGCUUCAACCUCUUCCACAACUUCAACACAAUGGACCCAGUCCAGAAGGCUGUGAUCAACCACACCUUCGGAGUUCCACUGGUCAAGACCAAGCGUCCGGUCAUUUCCUGUAACGUCUGUUCAAUCCGUUUCAACUCAGAGAGCCAAGCAGAAUCCCACUACAAAGGAAACCGCCAUGCCAGGAGAGUCAAAGGCAUUGAGACCUCUAAGAGUCGUCAAGAUGGGGACAAGCCCUCACAGACUGUGACCCCCACCACCUCACCAUCCCCUCCAGGAGCCCAGGACGCUGCCAUUGAUGGUGAGCCCAGCAACCAAGAUGAAACACAGGAUCUUUCGCUGGUAAACGGGCCCCUGCUGGCCCCGGGACCUUUGCCCCCUCUGACCACACCACCUACCCCACCAAUGGACUCCCCAUCCUUGUGCCCCCUCCUGGCCACGUCCAGCCCUUCCUCCUCGCCAGACUGCAGCCUCCCCAACUCAGAGCAGCCCCCGGUGUCAGGGGCCACGGGCAGCCCACCCGGCCCAGAGACGGAGGAAGACAAAGCAAAGAAGCUGCUUUACUGCUCCUUGUGCAAGGUGGCUGUCAAUUCCUUGUCACAACUGGAAGCUCACAACAAAGGUACCAAACACAAAACCAUCUUGGAGGCGCGGAGUGGGCUGGGCCCCAUCAAAUCAUAUCCACGCCUGGGCCCCAAGCCCAGUGGAGAGCAGGGAAGUGGUCCGGUGGACCCAAACACUCAGGAAAGAACCUUCCACUGUGAGAUCUGCAAUGUGCGGGUCAAUUCUGAACAGCAGCUCAAACAGCACAUAUCAAGUCGAAGGCACCGGGAUGGCAUGGCAGGCAAGCCAAACCCUCUCCUCAGCCGGCACAAGAAGCACAGGGGAGCUGAUCUAACGCCCUCUCUGACCUUCUCCAAGGAUCUCACCAAAGCUUUGGGGGCAGGCCUGCUGCCCAGUCCCUUGGCUCUUGCUGCGGCAAUGGCUGCGGCCGCUUCCAGGAACCCACUGGCUCUCCGUGCGGCACAUCCCACACCACACCCGCACCACCCGCACCACCCGCACCACCACCUGCUGCAAGGACCGCCUCUAAGCCACGCCAUCCUGAGACCCGCCCCUGGGCCCAUACGCACCGCCCACGGGCCCAUCCUCUUCUCCCCUUACUGACAUAUCACACCAUCUGACUUGGGACUGGUUGGGAUCAGCCUCUCCAAAAGCACACUGUGAAGAUACAAACAUGAUCCACAGACCGCAACUGAUCCAAGCUUAUUUAAACAUGUCCUGGGGGAGGAAAGAAGGAGAACUUCAAGUCUCUCGUAUUUCCCUUUACCUGAAACCCUUUCUCCAUUUCAAAGACUUGCGAGUGACCUGCAGAAGGAACGGGCAGAGAGGAGAUAUUCAUUAUUAUCCAUUGAACUUGUACAUCCUGUCGCUGUAGCCAGACAUGGUUGCUUGAAGAGCUACAGAAGACGCACCAUCCAAACCACAUGGACCAUAUCAUCAUCAUUCUUCUGCCACCAUAAAUCAUCAAUGUGCUCUUCUCAUCCUAUGCACUUAAAAAAAAAACAGAGACGGUGAUGUUUUUUCAGUGGUGUAGUUUUGUGUGCACCACAUGUACUAAUGGUGGUAGGAAGUACUGCAUAUGACCCACAACAAUGUAAGUAAUAUUUGCAGACAGGCAGGUGGAGAACUCUCUUGUGAGAAGGUGAGGUGAGAAGAGUGUUAGCAUGGGUCAUUGGAUGGUUGCAUGCAGAAACACACACAAAUCUAUGUUUUAAAAUAGAUUGCAGUGAAAAAAAAAGCAUUUCCACCAGGCAGAUCUGCAAACCUCAGUAUCAGUCAAAGAAAGGAAGCCUCAGCAAGGCCCGAAACGAGAGCAGUUUGGGACAUAUAGGAGAACUAUCGGUGUUUAUAUGACGCUGGUUGACUUCUAUAAAAACAUACAUGUUGAGCUUGUACACUGUAUUAAUAUGAUUGCUUCAGAAGUAGAAAACAACCUGUUUUUUUAAGUGCAGUAAAAAUAUCCCUUAUUUUCACACUAAUGCCCAAAUGGUUUUUGGCUGUAUGCUUUUUAGGUUAUCAAAUGCAUUUGGUAGCGCAUAGUGUACUAAGCAUUUAAGAUACCUAAGAAUAGGGGUGUCCCGAUACAACCUUUAGACUUCCGAUACAAACACAGAUGUGGGAGCUUUGAGUACUGGCCGAUGAUCAGAUACGAUUUUAGCACAAAUCAUUCAUACAUGUGUUGUUUUGUUGUGUGGAAUGUUAGAACAUGUUUGAUCACGUUGAAUUACUCAGUUUAAUCGCGUUGAAUUACUCAAAUAGAGAGCAAUGGUAGGUAUGAAACACACUAACCAUAUGAUAGACUUACAGUAGGAAAGGGAUUCAUAUGGCCAUAUUCCUGGGUGGAUCUCGCGUGAGAGGAAGGUGGGGGGGUUAAUCAUUUUGCCAUACAGUCUUCUGAAAAUGAUGGAAAGUGCCGCUCUCCAUAGCAACUGACACUGCGGUCAAAGUUGGUAAUUGCCACAAAACAAAUUUUAAGAUAUUCAACACUCCCCUGCCGUCUGGGGGCUUAAGUGGAUAGUGCACCUUCCAAUUUGUCACGUUUCAUGUGUCAGGUAAACCAUGAAGAAUCCCCUUCCUAUUGUAUGCUCUCUUUAAGUUGAAGUGGAGGGGUAAUUUGUUUUUUAGUAACACCUAAUGGCAACAAUAAUCAAUUUCAGGUUUUGAUGCAGUCAAUUGAAUGAUGUGGACACGUUUGUUACUGGAUACCUUUUAAUACACUUCUACCAUGGAGAAUUUGUAUCUAAGUAAAACAAUACGUAUUUGAUAAUUGUUUAUAUUGACAAAUGUGUUGUUUUAGACUGCUAUAUUGUUCAUUAAGUCUUCGAAGGACACUAAUUACGUAUGUCUAGCUUUUACGCUUACGUGUGCUAAGGUGUUGUGUAGAUGCUUGCCCUUAGUAGCCUAACAUAUAGCCUACCAUGUUUACCUUUUCAAGAUUCAAGAGUCUUUUUAGUCAUUUUGCAAACACAAUGACAGUAAAAAUAUUUAAGUGACUUUACUGAAAUACUAGAAAAGACCAACAUUGUGUGCUUAUUGGAAGACAUUUAGCUGUUAACUAGGCUUUCUUUGCACAAGUAAACGAGCUACAGGACUGCUAAUAUCAGACCAAUAUCUGACCCCAAUAUCGGAUCGGGACACCCCUACCUAAAACACUUUCCUUUGUGUUUACGUUCUAUUUGUGGUUCUAUGGUUAUUAUUAUAAUUUCCCUAUUUACAAUAACUGGUGUCCUUUUGUGGUGGUCUCACACAAAGUUUACACUUUCGAGGCAUAUUUUUCCAGAAUUAUUUGUUUAUAACUACUCCCUGUCAUAAGACUUCAAAUGUUCCACUGUCCUGUGAGUGCUGUAAUAGAGCCAUGAUGAUCACUGCAAAUACUACACAUUAGGGAGAGUUCACAUCGGGCUUUCACACAGCAAAAACCUGUCACUAACCUCUCAUGAACCCAGGUGUUCAAUCAUUGAUUCACACUGUGGGUGGUGCGGCUCAACCGUGUGUGCGCUAACGUAACCAAGCUGUUUCUGUGUGCAACAUCACAUCUGGGUCCUGCAGGGUCAAACUUUUGUAUGACGCCGUUAUCUGUUCCAGCACUUUCACAUUCUCUCGCUACUCACCUUCCUGUCAAAAUUGCACAAAGGCUGCAUUCACACUGCAGGGUAUGACGAUAGCCCAGAAUGAUUUUUUUUAUUGAAUCAUUACCCCAAAAACUUCAAUGUAUGGCUAAAGUGAACGGAAAGUGUCACAGCGAUGGGACCUUAAGUUCUACUAUAAUUUAAUAACGUCUAAAACUGGUUCUCAAAUUUUUUCCCCAAGUACCACCUCAAAAACACUUGGCUCUCCAAGUGCAACCAUGAUGACCAACAUACAAAUGCGGUGGUGUAGUAGGCCUAACUAUUCAUUAAAAACAAGGCAGAGGUUUUAUUUAGCAAGUAUAUUUAAUAUGUUUGGCCACUGUAACAUUACACAGUUUGAACAGUAACACCGUGUUUGAAUAUUUAAUUAAGUGAUUAUUUGGCAUAUCACUAGAUGGAGCCAAAGUUUGAGAAUCCCUGUUCUAAAAUAUCAUAUUAUUGCCACUGACGGUUUUCUGCGACUUUGUCCACAAUUUACUUUUGCACCCUGAUCGUUCAGACUGCUAUCACAUCAGAUCCAUUUCUGAUAGCCACAUACAAAAAGGCCUUAGUCGGAUUAAAACAUCGGAAUUACACUGUUAAGUUAAAGUACCCAUGAUUGUCAUACACACACUAGGUGUGGCGGAAUUAUUCUCUGCAUUUGACCCAUCACCCUUGAUCACCCCCUGGGAGGUGAGGGGAGCAGUGAGCAGCAGCGGUGGCCGCGCCCGGGAAUAAUUUUUGGUGAUUUAACCCCCAAUUCUAACCCUUGAUGCUGAGUGUCAAGCAGGGAGGUAAUGGGUCCCAUUUCACAUUGAUGUGAAAAAAGCAGAUACUAAGAAAAUCUGAAUUGACCUGCAGUGCGAACAUAGCUAUAGAGCAGUGGACACAUUACUUUUGGCAAUCUAAUGCUAGGAAAAAAGCAUUGGGGGGGAGGGGGGGUGAAAGCCAAAAACAUCCAUCCAUCCAUCCAUUUUCUACCGCUUGUCCCGUUCGGGGCCCAUCAAUGGAGUAAUGAUUGAGUUGAAGCCAGCUCAAAAUAUUCCCUUACAAAAUUGAGAGCCAUGACUUUUGUUUUCUUUCACAAAGACUGCUGAGCACUUUGUUUGAUUUUAGACUGGUUUGAAUUAUUUCAUGCAUUAAGACAAGCAAAAAAAAAAGUCAGCACGAUUUAAUAGUGUAGGUCGUAAACACAAGGAUGAGAGUGUUGAUAACCCACAGACUUGUAAAGGAGUCACAACUGAUGACGCAACUGAGCUAUGGAGAUGUACACUGUGCCCUUUUAUUUAGAAACUGAGCUCUAAUGUCUUACCUUUUGUCUGAAUAUUGCAAUGCAAUGAGCAUUUUUGUAUCGUUAUCAUUGUGACAUGUCUGGAAGUCAAACAUGUAAACUGGCAGCCGGCAGACAGACUUUUCGGUUCUUCCAUAAGUCCUCCUGAGGGCGGACUGAGAGAGAGAAAUGUGUUUUUUAGGGGUCGACCCUUCAUAUUAAAGGGCCUUUGUUUUGCUUGGGGGUAUCUCUGCUUUUGGGAACAGGGUACAAAAUGGAGAGACGAAAGCUAUAGACUCGUGUCGUUUGUUCUGUGAGGAACAUUUGCCAUGCCAUUACUCCAAGAAGAGGCUGGCCUUGUGGUGUCCACCAUUGUGCUCUUUUGUUUUUUGUUGCAGAGCAGAAAUCUUCUUCAUGAGUCCGUUUCGCAAGUGAGGAACUAUUCCAGGGUCUGUGCUCUUCUUCCUGUUGGUGUGUGUAACAUAUGUGUUCUAGUGUGUGUUGGGACUUGCUCGCUACCCAUGUCGUCGCCACCUGGAGUUAUAGAGUGGCCUAACGCAGUAUGGUACAUGGGACCUUGAUCCCGUGUACUGCAAUCUGGCCUGUCCGAAAGGUUUGAAGCAUUCAUCAUCAUUAUUCACACGUGGGAGAAAAUAUAUUAGAUUCCUAUUUUCAGAGCAGGUGUUCCAUGUUAGCUGUGUUUCGGCGACUAGCCUUAGCCUUAUUGUGCCCUCCGCCUCUCCUGCAGCAGAGAGCGAGAGAGAAGAGAGGCUAUGAUGUACGUUUGUCUUGCCAACAAAGUUAUUUUUUUGAAUUUCAUCGUCAGAUGGACAAAGAGUUUGUAUAGUGAACUGUAGCAAUACCUGACUCAUUCUGGCUACUCUUGUUUAUUGCAAUAAGAAAAUGAACAAUACAUGUGUACGUGAGUAAAUCAUUAUUAUAAAUGUAAUUUAAAAAUGACAAACUUUAUGGUAAACAAAGUAGGUAUCAAGAGAAACCAUGGUGGAGAAAAGUAAAUGUCAAUAAAUCAUUAAUCAAAUAAAAAGUGGGUAAUUGUCAUUGAAUAUGU
Entelurus aequoreus (snake pipefish) is the source of this 6707-nucleotide messenger RNA. RefSeq names its product zinc finger protein 385A (gene znf385a). The record is from RefSeq and is a predicted model, not a curated record. The transcript has 8 exons. Gene Ontology annotation, cellular component: nucleus. The coding region runs from base 572 to 1864 and encodes 430 amino acids. Gene Ontology annotation, molecular function: zinc ion binding; nucleic acid binding. NCBI's taxonomy places the organism in Eukaryota, Metazoa, Chordata, Actinopteri, Syngnathiformes, Syngnathidae.